This is a messenger RNA of Pipistrellus nathusii (Nathusius's pipistrelle), 1902 nucleotides long. Lineage: Eukaryota; Metazoa; Chordata; Mammalia; Chiroptera; Vespertilionidae. The record is from the annotation of a GenBank genome assembly.
AUGGACAGUGCCACCGUGGCCAACGGGGCCGCGGACCCCAAGCCGGACGCGGACACCGUGCAGGUGCUGCGGGACCUGGCCAACCGCCUGCGGAUCCACUCCAUCCGGGCCACGUGCGCCUCCAGCUCCGGCCACCCCACGUCGUGCUGCAGCGCCGCCGAGAUCAUGGCGGUGCUCUUCUUCCACACGAUGCGCUACAAGCAGGCGGAGCCCGAGCACCCGGACAACGACCGCUUCGUCCUCUCCAAGGGCCACGCGGCGCCCAUCCUCUACGCGGCCUGGGCCGAGGUGGGCGACAUCAGCGAGGCCGACCUGCUGAGCCUGCGCAAGAUCCACAGCGACCUGGAGGGCCACCCGACGCCCCGGCUGGCCUUCGUGGACGUGGCGACCGGGUCGCUGGGCCAGGGGCUGGGCGCCGCGUGCGGCAUGGCGUACACGGGCAAGUACUUCGACCAGGCCAGCUACCGCGUCUUCUGCCUGCUGGGCGACGGCGAGUCCUCCGAGGGCUCCAUCUGGGAGGCGCUGGCCUUCGCCUCCCACUACAGCCUGGACAACCUGGUGGCGGUCUUCGACGUGAACCGCCUGGGCCAGAGCGGGCCCACGCCGCUGGAGCACUGCACCGACACCUACCAGAAGCGCUGCGAGGCCUUCGGCUGGACCACCUACCUGGUGGACGGCCACGACGUGGAGGCCCUGUGCCAGGCCUUCUGGCAGGCGGCGCGGGUCAAAAACAAGCCCACGGCCAUCGUGUCCAAGACCUUCAAGGGCCGGGGCAUCCCGAACGUGGAAGACGCCGAGAACUGGCACGGGAAGCCCAUGCCCAAAGAGAGGGCGGAUGCCAUCGUCAAGCUGAUCGAGAGUCAGAUACAGACCAACAAGAACCUCGCCCCGAAACCCCCCGUGGAGGACUCGCCCCAAAUCAGCAUCAGGAACAUAAAAAUGACCUCGCUGCCCGAUUACAAGCUCGGCGACAAGGUGGCCACGGAUCAAGCCUACGGCCUGGCUCUGGCCAAGCUGGGCCGCGCCAACAAGAGGGUCAUUGUCCUGGACGGCGACCCGAAGAACGCCACCUUCUCCGAGGUGUUCAAGAAGGAACACCCCGAGCGUUUCAUCGAGUGCUUCAUGGCGGAGCAGAACAUGGUCAGCGUGGCCCUGGGCUGCGCCACGCGCGACCGUACCAUUGCUUUUGUCAGCACCUUCGCCGCUUAUCUGACCCGGGCCUUUGAUCAUAUCCGCAUGGGAGCCAUAUCCCAAACCAAUAUCAAUCUGAUCGGCUCCUACUGCGGGCUAUCCAUUGGUGAAGACGGGCCCUCCCAGAUGGCCCUGGAGGAUCUGGCCAUGUUCCGAAGCAUCCCCAACUGCACUGUCUUCUACCCGAGCGAUGCUGUCUCAACAGAGCAUGCUAUCUAUCUGGCUGCCAAUGCCAAAGGGAUGUGCUUCAUUCGGACUGGCCCACCAGAAAUUGCAGUCAUUUAUGCCCCAGAAGAACAUUUUGAGAUUGGACAGGCCAAGGUCAUCCGCCACAGUGACAAUGACAAAGUCACAGUCAUUGGAGCCGGAGUUACUCUGCAUGAAGCUUUGGCAGCUGCUGACCGUCUCUCUGAACAAGGCAUUUCCAUCCGUGUCAUUGACCCGUUUACCAUCAAACCCCUGGAUGCUGCCACCAUCAUCUCCAAUGCAAAAGCUACCAGUGGCCGGGUUAUCACAGUGGAAGAUCACUACCGGGAAGGUGGCAUUGGAGAAGCAGUGUGUGCAGCUGUCUCUGGGGAGCCCGACAUCCUUGUCCAUCAGCUGGCAGUGUCAGGAGUCCCUCGAAGUGGGAAACCUUGCGAAUUGCUGGAUAUGUUUGGAAUCAGUGCCAGACACAUCAUAGCAGCUGUGAAACACACUUUAAUGAAUUAA